ACAGUUCUUUCCAGAACCAGUGGAUGCAUUGCUGCCAAGGUUUCCCAAGUGAGUGAAAGAGAAUCUUCAAUAACUCUGUCAAGAAAGGAUCUUACUGAUUUGAAGCAAUCGAUUUCUUCUUUUGGCGAGUACUACGUACCCAUGGAUCCUCAGGCAGAAAGCCAGCAUCACCCAGAGGGAUCUACUAUCAAUGCUAUGAAAGGGAAUAUAAAGAGACUUGAAGCAGAUAACGUGUCACUCCUUGAGGCUUUAAAGAAUCGCGAUCAACAGAUCAAAGAGCUGACGUCAACGAUGGAAUCUCUAGUGCGCGUGUCCGAUGUUGCUGUCCACUUCCUUCGCAUGCCAGACGUCUCCUUCCCUGUGCCACUUCUUUGUAUACCACUGAAGUAUGACAAAGACAGAGUCAAUCUCGACAAAGUCCACAUCAACACAGAAGGAGACCUGGUCAACAGGAAGUCGGGCACCAGACCUGCAGGGGAGGGGAGACUGAAGAAGUACGAGGGCACAUGCAGCACUGAUCCCCUCCCCCAGGAUGGCUGUCCCCAGUACUGGGAGGUGGAGAACAGGGUCAGUGUGGACAAACCACUCUCAGAGAACUGGCUCAUCCUGGAGGUUGGAGUAUGUAGGGAGGAGCAGAGGGACGUGCAUCAUUGUAUAGGUGGACGUCCUUACUCCUACAGUAUGACCGUCUCCCACUGUACUACACACGGCGGGAUAUGCAGGAGGAUAUGGAAGGAGGGGAAGUAUGUGCUGCAUCUGCCUGACACUCUCCCCAACACAGCAGGGGCAUCACACACACUACAUUACGGUGUUGUCUAUGAUGACGCCAGGAAGAAGAUUGUCUUCAUUGAUGUGAAGGAGAAGAAAGUCAUGUCGACGUUAGACAAUGUAGACUGUAGUGAACCACUGUGGCCGAUGUUCGGGGUGUAUAACCCACAGACUGGGUCACUGUCAGCAUGAGACUUGUAGUGGGCAGCGACAUCAACAUGACGGAGGAGAAGAAAGCGAUGAUUGUCAAGGCGCUGUCGUGAUGUCGUGACGUUAGAAAGAUGUUCAUGAUAAUGAUCAAUAAACAUAGAGCUGUAGAUAGUGAAUACGCACUGCCGGGCCGGACUUCUCAAAAAGGUGGCUCUUGACUGAGUGGCCUGCUCGAGCGGCCGUCCGGUUUACUUUGAAAAAGCACAAGACCUUUACAUGGAAGAAGGUAUGAACAGGCGGGAUGAAUUAUAUGAGUGUAUAUAUACAAUGACCUAAUAAAUUCUACUGACCCCAAAGAACAAUUGUCACUGGUAACUGAAAUAGUCAAAAUGAAACAUCUGCUAUUUCCAUGAUACCGACAAUCAAUCUGACGGUGGCAGGCACCAUUUCACUUCACAAGAAUGAAUUGACUGAGCCGUUCGUAAAAUCACUUAGAUGAACGCGUUUGGCCGGUAGAUUUUGUGAACAUUGUUUAAAUGCUUUGAUUAACUUCACACAUAAGAUUCGAGGACGGAAAUUGGGUAUCAUGUGUACACAUUUGUCUUAUCACAGCUCGCAAGGAUGUACAUGUAAGUAACUUUGGAACCAUAGAAAUGACACUGUUUCUUUAUGUGAUUACAAAAAGUGUCAAACUUUAGAAACGCAUGACAAUUGGGAAAACAGGACAUUAUAGAUAUGCUGUGUUGACACUUUUACAAGUUAUAUAUGGUAUAUCAAUAUGUGUGUAUAUAUCUAUCUGCAUACAUUCAAAAAUACGCACGUACGCACACACACAAUUGUGUAGUUUUCCAGAUCGUAAUUAACUAGCCUUUGCAUUAAACCACAACUCAUUUUUCAGGGCGGUGUCGGUUUAAAUAGUUCAUAAUUUGAUAAAAAUACAUGGAAAAUGUA
Haliotis rubra (blacklip abalone) is the source of this 1869-nucleotide messenger RNA. RefSeq lists its product as uncharacterized. The coding region runs from base 142 to 960 and encodes 272 amino acids. The record is from RefSeq and is a predicted model, not a curated record. The transcript has 5 exons. Lineage: Eukaryota; Metazoa; Mollusca; Gastropoda; Lepetellida; Haliotidae.